UGGGGCCACCGUGUCCCCGGUCCUGUCUCCUGUCAUGGGGUGCCCCCCACUCGCCGCCUGCUUCUGGGUGCUGUGCCACCUCCUGAGCUACCUCCCCCCCACUGAGGGCGACCAGACAAUGUCCUGUGGUCACUACAGCUGCUCCAUCAACAGCUGCUGCCUGCAUCAUCACAGGAUAAGACCCCAGAAGGAUCUCUGGGUCUGUGGGUGCCCCCCCGGCAUGGUCCCCACCCUCCAAAACUCUUCCAUCAUCUGCCGGCAGCCCUCUUGUAACAUCCCCAUCCUGGAGGAAAACAAAAAGGCGUGCCAUGACUCAAAGACCCUGUCAGGGGACACCUGCACCCAGCUGCAGGCCACCCAGAAGCUCCUGCAGCAAGCCUGCACCCAGCCCACAGAGAAAAACCUGCAGACCGUGCUGAACAAGCUGCAGAUGGAAGCCAACACCACCAAAGCCACCAAUCUGCUGCUGCAGAGCACGGAAGCCCUUGUGCUGCAGGCAGCCCUCAAAGGCUCUGGCUCUGGCCCCCAAAACUUCAGCACCUCUACCAUGGAGGCCGCAGUGGAGGUGGUACGUGACAGCUGCCCUCAGACCAUGCUGGUGCUGGCGGUGGGCAAGGAAACCCUGACCAUCAGCUGCCAUGAGGUGGUGAGCAAUACCCAAGCAGAUGAGCGUGCAGUGGCCUUCAUCGUCUACAAGGAGGUAGAGAGGUUGCUGAGUAACAUCGCGAAGCAGCACCAGGGAAAGAUCAACUCCCAGGUGGUUGGCGGCACUGUGGCAAAAGCUGGCAGCACCUUUAAUGGCACCUUCAACAUCACCCUGCAUCACCGCAUGCAGGCUCUCCAGGCGGGUGAGAAGCCGCUCUGCGUGUACUGGCAGGUGGAGGGCACCGAAGGCUACUGGACGUCCUCGGGCUGCACCCGCGUUGGGGGUGACACCCUCCACUCCAUCUGUGCCUGCACCCACUUCUCCACCUUCGCCAUCCUCAUGGCUGUCCACCCCAUCACGGAGAGCUUCGCGCUGACAGUGGUGACCUACGUGGGGAUGUCGGUAUCAUUGGUCUGUCUCUUCCUCGCCAUCGUCACCUUCCUCCUGUGCCGCUCGCUCUGGAGUGUCAGCAUCACCCUCCACCUGCAGCUCAGCAUCUGCCUCUUUGCUGCCGACCUCCUCUUCCUUGUGGCUGCAUCUUACACUGCCAACCAGCUGGCAUGUGCCAUCAUAGCGGGCUUGCUCCACUACCUAUUCCUCGCCUGCUUUGCCUGGAUGUUCCUGGAGGGUUUGCACCUCUUCCUCACUGUCAGGAACCUGCGUGUCCUCAACUACACCAGCACCAGUCGCUUCAGGAAAAGAUACAUCUACCCUGUGGGCUACGGCAUGCCGGCCAUUGUGGUGGCCAUCUCAGCCGCCAUCCAUCCUGGUGGCUACGGCACUGAGCGCUACUGCUGGUUGAGCAUGGAGGGAGGCUUCAUCUGGAGUUUCCUCGGUCCCAUCUGUGUCAUCAUCCUGGUUAAUCUGCUAUUUUUUCUCACUACCCUCUGGACUCUACGGGACAAACUCUCCUCCCUCAAUGCUGAUGUCACGGCCUUAAAAAACACCCGGGUGAUGACGUUCAAGGCGCUGGCACACAUCUGUAUCCUGGGUUGCACAUGGGGUCUGGGCUUGCUGCAGGCACAGGGGGACAACAUAGUGGUGGCCUUCAUCUUCACCAUCGUCAACACCCUGCAGGGAGCCUUCAUCUUCCUUGUGCACUGCGUCCUCAACCGGCAGGUGACGGAGCAGUACCGGCAAUGGUUUAGGGCGCUGGGGCGACAAGCGCACCCCCACGAGAUGCCCACCACCGAGAUACAGGUCACCUACGUCACGGAAGGGGAGAGGCCGCAAAGCCACAGCACCGAGGGCUGCACAUGGGAGAAGUGACAGCAGGUGCCAUCCAGGACCGACCCGUUUCUGGCACAUCUGACCUAUUUCCAGCAUUUUCCGGUGCAUCCAACCCAUUUCCAGCGGUUUUCCAGCACAUCCGACCCAUUUCCAGUGUAUUUCCUGCAGAUCCAACCCAUUUUCCUGCUGAUUUGACCUGUUUCCAGCAUCUUUUCCUGUAGAACAACUACUCUGUGGCAUUUUUCCCAUGUCUGACCCAUUCUCCAGAAUCUUCUCCAAGAAAAUGACCAAUAUCCAGCAUUUUCCCCUACAAUCAAUCCGUAUCCAGCUGCUUCCUCCCAGGUACAAACAAAUUCCUGCAUUUUCCUGUGAAAUGACCAUUUUCCAGCAUUUUUUCCUGCAGACCCAACCCAUUUGCAGCAUUUUCCCCAAAGAACAAACAAUUACCAGAUUUUUUUUUUUUUUUUUGGUGGAACAACCUGUUUCCAGCAUUUUUCCUGCCAAUUUGCCCCGUUCCCAGCAUUUUCUCCAAUAAACGACCACUUGCCUUUGUUUCCCCCCAAGACUGAGCCAUUUAAAGCACUAUUCCAUGGAACAACCUCUUUCCAGCAUUUUUCCUGUGGUUUUGACCCAUUUCCAGUGUUUUGCCAUGGAAUGAUCAAUUUCCUGCAGUUUUGCCCUGUUUUUCCAUCUCCUUCCUUCCACGAUUGUCCCAUUUCUGGUGCUUUUCUGUUGAAUGAUCUGUUUCCGAUGUGUUUUCUCCUGGGAUUGCUCCAUUUUUGGCCUUUUCCGG
Messenger RNA from Grus americana (Whooping crane), 2669 nucleotides. RefSeq names its product putative adhesion G protein-coupled receptor E4P. Lineage: Eukaryota; Metazoa; Chordata; Aves; Gruiformes; Gruidae. Gene Ontology annotation, biological process: adenylate cyclase-activating G protein-coupled receptor signaling pathway; cell surface receptor signaling pathway. The record is from RefSeq and is a predicted model, not a curated record. Gene Ontology annotation, cellular component: membrane. Bases 35 to 1915 code for a protein of 626 amino acids. The transcript has 16 exons. Gene Ontology annotation, molecular function: G protein-coupled receptor activity.